Alexandromys fortis (reed vole) is the source of this 2088-nucleotide messenger RNA. It is a transcript of the gene Zdhhc1, whose product is annotated as zinc finger DHHC-type containing 1. The coding region runs from base 478 to 1911 and encodes 477 amino acids. Gene Ontology annotation, biological process: protein targeting to membrane; peptidyl-L-cysteine S-palmitoylation. The record is from RefSeq and is a predicted model, not a curated record. Gene Ontology annotation, cellular component: Golgi apparatus; endoplasmic reticulum. The transcript is spliced from 14 exons. NCBI's taxonomy places the organism in Eukaryota, Metazoa, Chordata, Mammalia, Rodentia, Cricetidae. Gene Ontology annotation, molecular function: protein-cysteine S-palmitoyltransferase activity.
GGAACGGGCCCCGCGCCGGGUGAGGCCCAGCCUGCCUUGGCGUGGCACGGCUGCAGAGCCAGCCGGUCCGAACUAAGGCCGAAGGACUCGGAGGCCCAGCCGCGGUCCGGGAUGGAGCCACGCUCCGGGACGCGUCUCCUCCGGGUCCGGGGGACUGACUCUGCCCGGACGGUCUGAAGUGCGGCCGCCCUGGGGAGGGUGGACGGGCAGGACGGGGCCGAGCCGCUGGCUGACCUUGGCAGGCCGCAUCUGGCGCAGCUGAGUGUGGUGGCACAUGCCUGUAAUCCCAGUACUCAGAGGGAAGAGGCAGGCGGUUAAGACCAGCUAUGGCUACAUAAAGUUUUCAAGUCAUCGAACAUUCAAUGAGCAUCUAUUAUAUACAAGGGUGCCAGCCCAUCGUGGUGGAGCAGCUCUUUCCAUGGUGGUGGAAGCUGUUUUACAUCAUAGCAGACCAGGCAGUAGAGAGCAAGGCAGGAGAUGAACAUCUGCAACAAACCCUCCAACAAGACAGCCCCUGAGAAGAGCGUGUGGACAGCGCCCUCCCAGGACAGUGGCCCUUCCCCAGAACUGCAGGGCCAGCGGUCUCGCCGGAACGGAUGGAGCUGGCCCCCCCACCCGCUGCAGAUUGUGGCCUGGCUGCUCUACCUCUUCUUUGCUGUGAUUGGCUUUGGGGUGCUCGUUCCCCUCCUGCCUCACCCCUGGGUGCCUGCUGGCUAUGCCUGCAUGGGUGCCAUCUUUGCUGGCCACCUGGUGGUACACCUGACUGCUGUCUCCAUCGAUCCAGCCGAUGCCAAUGUGCGGGACAAGAGCUAUUCUGGGCCCCUGCCCAUCUUCAACCGCAGCCAGCAUGCACACGUCAUCGAGGACCUGCACUGUAACCUCUGCGACGUGGACGUGAGUGCGAGAUCCAAACACUGCAGCGCCUGUAACAAGUGCGUUUGCGGCUUCGACCAUCAUUGCAAGUGGCUCAACAACUGUGUGGGCGAGAGGAACUAUCGGCUCUUUCUACACAGUGUGGCAUCUGCUUUAUUGGGUGUUCUGCUCCUGGUGCUGGUGGCCACAUAUGUCUUCGUGGAGUUCUUUGUCAACCCCAUGCAGCUUCGUACCAACCAACACUUUGAAGUCUUGAAGAAUCACACAGAUGUGUGGUUUGUGUUCUUGCCUGCUGCCCCCGUGGAGACCCAGGCUCCUGCCAUCCUGGCCCUGGCUGCCCUACUCAUCCUCCUAGGCCUGCUUUCUACAGCCCUGCUCGGCCACCUGCUCUGCUUCCACAUUUAUCUAAUGUGGCACAAGCUUACCACCUAUGAGUACAUCGUGCAGCACCGCCCAGCCCAGGAAGCAAAGGAGACCCACAAGGAGCUUGAGUCGUGCCCCCGCAAGAUGCGGCCCAUUCAGGAGAUGGAGUUUUAUCUGAGGAACUUCAGCCAUGUGCGUCCAGAGCCCUCUGGCCAGGCCAGGCCGGCAGCAUUAAAUGCCAAUCCUUCCCAGUUUCUUGCCACCCAAGGCCAAGUGGAACCACCACUGCCCUCCUCAGACACACUGGCUCUGCCUCCACGGAUCCAACCCCAGAAAAAGAGGAAGCGGCGUGUGUAUAGAUUGCCAAGGUCUGGGGUCUUGGACCUGGAGCCCCCGCUGCCCAGGUUACGGGAGACUGGGACCCCUGGCCGCCACUCCAGCUCUUCGUCGGAUUCCACCAGUGCCAGCCCAGGCGCCUACUACUCCGCAUCAGCCGAGUCCAUGGAAGAGAUUCCAGUGGCCCAGACACGCCUGGGCAGUGCUGCGCUGGGCGCCCCAGGAGCCAGGGGCCGAGAGUCUGGGCUGGCGCUGCAGGCACGUUCGCCGGCCGUGUUCGUGAGCCCGAGCAGCGGCGAGCCCGGGUCACCCGGCGGCGGUGAAGAUGGCCUGCCUUAGUGCAGACUAGAGGCAGGAGGGCCGUGUAGGAAUGGCCGGCCCCACUCUAUGCAACACCCCAUCUUUGCCGCACCGAAUGCGGGCCUCAAGGCCGGCGGGAUCGGCCUCCCUUGCCCAAUACUCAGCAAUAUCCGCUCCACCAGCCCUGAUGCUCCAAUAAACUUUUUUUUUUCUUAA